CGAUUCUCACAGACUCACACCGCCUAUAUAUAUAAAACAACUCCUUCACGCAACCUCUCUAUACAUAAAAAAAUCCAAUCUACAUCCAUUGGAAUUUCAAUCUCCUGUAAUUUCUCCUCCCAUCGCGUUAAUUUUAACGCCUUCCAUUUUUUCGAAUUGAUCUUCUUACUUCUGAUUUCUUAUCCAAUUGUUAGGUUUUUGGACUCAUUCACGAUCUUGUGGCUGAGGACGUAGUUAUAACUUGUUUAUUCAAGUCUUUAAUCCUUCAGCUUUGUAGAACUAGUUAUUUCUGAACUGUUUGUCACAUACUUUGGAGCACUGCAUGAGUGUUUGCCUUGUGAUCACAAAGUAUAAAGAUUUCAUAGUUUCAAUUGUAGCGCAUAGAGAUUCAGAAGGUUGCGGUAGGAAAUCUGUAUAGAGUGCUUGUGGUAAGUGUACAUGCAAUUAUUGAAAACACAUUAUUAGCUUCAUUUCAAAUCACAUUAUUGUACAAUGGAUUCCCUUGCUGACUUCAUUUUGUUUAAUUCAUGUUUAACAAUGUUUCAUAUCUCACAUUAGUGUUGUUUAUUAGUUAGAUUGUUAAUGGUUGCAAUACAUAUAUGUAUAGUUGUCCUAUUCAAUGGAAUCAUUUCACUUUGACCUUGUAUACUGAAGUUUCAUUGGAAGGUUAUGCCUGAAAGUUAAGAAAGCUAUUAUUUGAAUUGAUGGAUUUAUUGCGAUUGCUUGAUGGACUAUGAGUCUGUUAGGGAUUGGCUUGAGCAAGAAGGAAGGACUGGGCAGCAUUAAAAUUCAAUGUGGGUUAUGGGGUUUCUUUCUCAUUCCACUGAUUGCUUACAUACGCAAUUCUAGAAUGAUCCAAUCAUGGUAAAAUAUUUCUUAUGCAUCUCAAACGUACAGAUGCGUUUAGAUGAGGUUUUUUAGUUUUGCUUAGUCGUACUUAUGGUAGCAGUUGUAGGCCUUUCUCCUUGAUAAGGCUAGUUCAUGUUUGGAAUGCUGAUUCUUCUUAUUUUUGUUCUAGAUAGAAGAUGUUGGUCUUAGUAAGAUGGUAUUGAGACAAUCAUAGAAAUAAUUCAAGAAAUAGAACUGCUGACACUUUGAAAUUGAUAGAAUAAUACUCUUUGAUUGACACUAGUUGGAUUUCAAUUUCCAGGGUUUUCAUGUGAAGAAUUUGUGGGGUACUGUGUCUAAACUGAAUUAUUUUAUGGCAAAUUUGAUGAUGUACUGUGGGCCUUAUUGCUUUUAUGAUUGAAGUAGUGCUGAUGCUUAAAUGAUGAUUCUGAAGUGGCUAUCCAGCUACUCCUUGCUUAGUUAAUUGUAGAUAACUUAUGUCAGAGAAGUCGUAUUACAACUGGUUGGAUCAAUUUCCUAACUCAAUAUAGUUUAAUAAAAAUCAUUAUGUUGCAGCUUUCUUUUCUGGUUUUGGGCUUGGAUUAGGCUUUAGAAAAGGCUAAUCAUGACAAAUUCAAAGCAAAUAGGUUUAUUCUUUACAUGGACUGCUUGCUGAACCAAAUUAUCUGAUUUGAAUUUAUUAUUUUAAAAUAGGAAGCAUGAAGAAUUAUGUUGAGAGUAAAGAGAAGAAUAAUGUCCACUAUAAAGACAGAAUCCUUGCUGAAAUGGGGACAAUUACCUAAACAGAAGUUUUUAGUAUAAUCUAUGCACAAAUAACAAAAACAGUGAGACAUAAUCUGAUUCAAUAUUGAUUGGGGCUAGUGAAUUAUGGUGUUAUAGAUUGCAUACCUUUUAUGUUGUUUUAAGAUCAAGAAGAGGGAAGUAAUAAGUUGAUGUUGAAUAGAAGUUGGUCAAAGAAAAAGUCUCUCUCUCUGCUCCACAUCUCCUGUGAUUAUCUUUGUUAUUUGGUUCUCUUUUACCCGUCAAUAUAUUUGUUUUCAAUUAGAGUGACAUUUGUUUUACCAUUUUGAACCCAACAUCUCAUGAGUAAGUAAUGAUUUUGUGCAUUCCAUUUCAUUUAGACUUGUGAGAUUGGUACUGUUAAAUAUGUGGUUCAAUUGCAAGUUUUGAUGUCCAGCAUUUGGUUGAUAUUUUUGAUGAAUGAACUAUGUUUAGUGGUACUGGUGUUCUGAUAAAUUCAAUAUGUUUAGUAACUUAAAACAGUGCAUGCAAGAUGGCUGGUGUGAAACGAAGAAUGUAUACUGAUUCAGAUAUUCAUGCUCUUCACAAAGAAUUGGAUGAGGUCUCAUGUCCUAUCUGCAUGGACCAUCCACAUAAUGCUGUUCUCCUCCUCUGCAGCUCACAUGAGAAGGGUUGCAGAUCUUUCGUUUGUGAUACAAGUUACCGGCAUUCAAAUUGUUUGGACCGGUUUAAAAAAUUAAGGGAGAGUUCUAGCAGUGUGACUUUACCUCAUUCUUCACCUAUAAACUCUUAUAAUGCUAGUAAUACUUAUGAUGUGAACUUGGCUUUGAGAACUCAUUUCAUUGAAAGUAAUGGAAAUCACAAUCCUAAUGGAAGCAAUGGUUCACCUGUUGGAUUUUCUGAACAACCAGGCGAAAAUAAUAUUGAAAAUGUAGGUAGGCAUUUAGAAAUUCAAGGAGAAGGUAAUCUGAAUUUGGAAAUGGGGGACUCUGUGUCCUUGCGUGAGAGGAUUGAACUUGAAGAGGUAGAUGUGGAUAGUUCAUUAGAAUCAAGCUUGAAUUUGACAUGCCCCAUGUGCCGAGGAGCCAUUCAAGGCUGGGAGGUUGUAGAAGAGGCCCGAAAAUAUCUUAACUUGAAGAAGCGAUCUUGUUCCAGGGAAUCAUGCUCCUUUGUUGGUAAUUACCAGGAAUUACGUCGACAUGCUAGGAGGGUUCACCCAACAACCCGACCCUCAGACACUGACCCGUCUAGAGAACGAGCCUGGCAACGCCUUGAGCACCAACGAGAAUAUGGUGAUAUUGUCAGUGCCAUUCGCUCAUCCAUGCCAGGUGCUGUUGUAGUUGGGGACUAUGUAAUUGAGAAUGGAGAAAGAUUAUCGGCUGGAAGAGAAAGUGACACCGGUGAAGUUAAUGGACCAUGGUGGACUACUUUCUUUUUGUUUCACAUGAUUGGUUCAAUUGACAGUGCUGGCGAAUCAAGGGCUAGGUCAAGGGCUUGGACAAGGCACCGGCGUUCUGCGGGAGCUUUAUCCGAGCGUCGUCGGUUCCUGUGGGGUGAGAAUCUUUUGGGUCUACAAGAUGAUAAUGAUGAUGACGACCUGCAUAUAUUGAGUGAUGCAGGUGAAGAUGCAUCUCCAGUCCCAAGAAGACGGCGGCGUUUGACACAGUCAAGGUCUGAUGAGGACCAGCCAUGAGUGAUGUCUAUUUCUGUAUUAUGCAGAAACUGCCUCUCUUAAGGGGAGAAGAUUUAUGGUGAUUAACAUGUUUUUCAGAAACCAUCUACUUUGAGAGAAGGGUAAGCAGGGUCUUUCAUUUGGAGAUAUAUUGACUGGGAUUGUUUUUAACCUUGAUGGGUUUCUACACACAUGGGAAAGGGAGAGAAUACCAGAUUAAAAUGGUUUACUGAAAUUUAUGUCCUUUGUAUCUAGUGUCUUACGAUUUCAACUUUGGAAGUUGUGUUGUAUUCCGAAUUGGGUUAAUUUAUAUUCCUGUCUGUCAUCUCUUUUCGUCUCCAUUUGAGCUAUUCUACACCUUUUUUACUUGA
Messenger RNA from Pistacia vera, 3633 nucleotides. RefSeq lists its product as uncharacterized. The record is from RefSeq and is a predicted model, not a curated record. The coding region runs from base 2123 to 3283 and encodes 386 amino acids. The transcript has 3 exons. Lineage: Eukaryota; Viridiplantae; Streptophyta; Magnoliopsida; Sapindales; Anacardiaceae.